Messenger RNA from Morone saxatilis (striped sea-bass), 4965 nucleotides. It is a transcript of the gene pcdh1a, whose product is annotated as protocadherin 1a. Gene Ontology annotation, cellular component: plasma membrane. The record is from RefSeq and is a predicted model, not a curated record. Gene Ontology annotation, biological process: homophilic cell-cell adhesion. Bases 14 to 3586 code for a protein of 1190 amino acids. Gene Ontology annotation, molecular function: calcium ion binding. The transcript has 4 exons. NCBI's taxonomy places the organism in Eukaryota, Metazoa, Chordata, Actinopteri, Moronidae.
UUCUGAUGACCUAAUGGAACAGAAUUUACAGUUACUGCUGUUUUGGGUCCUGGUGCUGCAUUAUGGUUCUGCUGGAGGCAGUAUCCUGUAUCGGGUCCAGGAGGAGCAGCCUCCCAACACUCUUAUUGGUAGCCUGGCAGCAGACCAGGGCCUGCCAGACUCGGGUCAUCUCUACAAGCUGGAGGUUGGUGCCCCUUACCUUCGUGUCGAUGGAAAGACGGGCGACAUUUUCACCACAGAGAUUCCCAUAGACAGAGAGACCCUAAGGGACUGUCGAUCCCUGGCUAAGGGUAAGCCCUGCUACCUGGAAUUUGAAGUAUCAGUGACAGAUCUGAUACAAAACCAGAGCCCACGACUGAUUGAAGGACGCAUUGAGGUACAGGACAUCAAUGACAACACUCCACAAUUUCCAUCUUCUGUGCUCACCAUCUCGGUCCCCGAGAACACCAUCAUGGGGGCACUAUUCUCCAUACCUCUAGCUACAGACAGGGACUCAGACAGGAAUGGGGUGGCGGAUUAUGCUCUGACUGCAGGGCCAGACGCCGCAACCCUAUUUGGUUUACAGGUGGCUGACGACAGGGGCGGGAAGCUCCCACAGCUCAUUGUCCUGGGCAACCUGGAUCGUGAGUUAAAGGAUUCCUAUGACCUCACCAUCAAGGCAGUGGAUGGAGGCAACCCUCAGCGCUACAGCAGUGCUUUGCUGAGAGUGGUAGUCACCGACGCCAAUGAUAACUCUCCCAAGUUUGAAAAGUCCACGUAUGAGGCAGAAGUGUCAGAGAACAGCCCAGUGGGUCACUCUGUGUUACAGGUCAAAGCAAAUGACUCUGACAUGGGCCCUAAUGGAGAAAUUGAGUACACCCUUCACCAAGCAGUAGACCCAGUGCCGAAACUGUUACGAAUUGAUCGGUCCACUGGCAUUAUCUAUGUCAAAGGACCACUGGACAGAGAGGAAAUCAGCAGCUUGUCCUUCUAUGUGGUGGCGAGGGAUAAGGGUCCUCAACCUAAAAGCUCUAAGACAUUUGUAACUAUUGAGGUGACUGACCAAAAUGACAAUGCUCCUGCUGUGGAGAUUCGUGGGAUUGGCCUUGUGACACACAGUGAAGGAGUGGCUAACAUUUCAGAGGACAUGCCAGUGGGAACAGCCGUUGCUCUAGUCCAAGUGUCUGACAAGGAUGAGGGAGAGAAUGCUGUGGUUACUUGUGUGGUUGCAGGAGACGUACCCUUCCAGCUUCGCCCUGCCAGCGACUCAUCCAGUGACAACAAGAGGAAGUAUUUCCUACAGACCACCACUCCUCUCGACUACGAAAGAGUUAGGGAUUACAGAGUAGAGAUUGUGGCUGUGGAUUCUGGAAAUCCAGCACUCUCUAGUACAAACUCUUUGAAGGUGCAGGUGACUGAUGUAAAUGAUAACUCCCCAAUAUUCUCCCCAACCUUGUUUGAGGUAGAUUUUGCUGAAGAAAACCAACCAGGGGAGAAGGUUUUGGAUGUUACAGCUUCAGAUGCUGACAGUGGCACUAAUGCAGAACUUCUCUAUAAUAUUGUCGCAGACUCAUCCAUCAAAGGUCUGUUUGAGAUUGACCCAAAUACGGGUGAAGUAAGAGCCCGAAGCCCACUUGACCGAGAGCAUAAAGAACGUUAUGAGUUCCGGGUCACCGCAGCAGAUAAAGGGUCACCUGUACAUAAAGGAACAGCAACUGUCGUCAUAAAAGUCCUUGACCGCAAUGACAAUGACCCCAAGUUCAUGCUUAGUGGCUACAGCUUUUCGGUUUUGGAAAACAUGCCUCCCCUCAGUCCAGUUGGCAUGGUGACAGUCCUGGAUGUGGACAAAGGCGAGAACGCUCGUGUUCACCUCUCCGUAGAGCCUGAUGGAGGGAAGUUUGUCGUUCAAAAUGGAACUGGCACCAUUCUUUCAAGCAUCUCAUUUGACAGGGAGAAAGAAAGCAGCUACACUUUCCGUCUGAAAGCAGUGGAUGGAGGAGAGCCACCCAGGUCUUCAUAUGUCGGAGUUACAAUCAACGUACUGGAUGAAAACGACAAUGACCCUGUUGUCACCAAGCCCUCCAAUUCCUCCUUCAGACGACUGUCACCUCUAGCUUCCCCAGAUAGCCAUGUUGAGGUAGUGGAAGCUGAAGACCUGGAUAGUGGGCCUAAUGCAGAGCUGGUCUUCAGUAUUGCUGGUGGAAAUCCUUACCAGUUAUUUCGCAUCUCCCCCUCCAGUGGGGAGAUCACUCUAGCAAAAGAGAUGACCCGGAAACACGGUGGGCUACAUCGCCUAGUGGUGCGAGUGAGUGACAGGGGGAAGCCUGCACGUCAUGCCACUGCCCUGGUCCACAUCUAUGUCAAUGAAACCAUUUCAAAUGUCAGCUUAGUGGAGGCCCUAGUUGGACACAGUCUUUACACUCCACUGGACAGGGACAUUGCUGGUGAUCCUGACAAUGGUUUUGCUGCACAGCGUAGUAAUAUUUUGUUUGGAAGUCUUGCUGGUGUGGCAGGUGUUGUCAUGUUGAUCUUGGUGGUGGUUUUUAUUCGCCACCGCAUCCAGAGAGAGACUAAGAGUGGGUAUCAGGCUGGCAAGAAGGAAACAAAAGACUUAUACGCUCCAAAACAGGUGCCAAAGAAUGCCAAAGGCAAACGAGGAAGGAAAGGAAAACCUCAGAAGUCCCCAAAACCACUCGGGGAAGAUGAGGAGGUCAGCCUUCAAAAGAGCCUUAAGUUCAACCUUGAUGGAGUCAAUGAUAGCCCCAGGAUACACCUGCCCUUAACAUAUUCACCAGGAAGCCCUGAUAUAGGCAGGCACUACCGCUCCAAUUCCCCCUUACCCUCCAUCCAGCUGCAGGCCCAAUCCCCCUCAGCCUCACAGAAGCAUCAGGCUGUCCAGGACCUUCCUGCCGCCAACACCUUUGUAGGAACGGGAGGAGAUGACAACUCUACCGGCUCAGACCAGUAUUCAGAUUACAGCUACAAGACCAGCCAACCGAAGUACAACAACAAACAGCAUCCCCAUCGGCGAGUGACCUUCUCCACCGCCAACCCUGUGCAGGACCUGCAGGAUGCCUCUCAGCACAGCUACUAUGACAGCGGCUUGGAGGAAUCAGAGACUCCCAGCAGCAAGUCAUCGUCUGGUCCUCGCAUCGGACCCCUGACCCUGCCUGAGGACCACUAUGAGAGAACCACUCCAGAUGGCAGCAUUGGAGAGACCGAACACCCUGAAAAUGAUAUCCGCUCCCUCCCCGAUGUGGCAAUGACCGGAAACUGUACAACCGAGUGCAGCGAAUUGGGCCACUCAGACGCCUGCUGGAUGCCCGGGCAUCCCUCCCCUGUACGCAAGACCAGGAACCCCCCGAAACUCUCCACCUUCGUGCCUUACCAGGAGAGGGGGAGCCUGGGACGCCUGGCAAAUGGGAGCGCCAGGCUGGGUGGCGAGGAGCACCGGUCGCGCCUUCCGCCCUCUCGCAGUGCCUAUUCCAACAGUGGUCAUGACGUCAGUCAGGACUGCCCCUUAGAGGAGAUGCCCCUGAGCGUAGCCUCUGAGUUCCCACCCACCUCCCCUUCUGCCCACACUCCAAAAAGAGAAAUUUACCUGUGAGGAAUAUCAUCAUCCGAUUGGUGCACAAGUGAAGGAAACAUACACCCACUUCAGAAGGAGAAACAGGCUGUCCACACGCUAAAGCCAAUGCCCGUUUUGUAGUUAACAGUAGGCUGUGACUCAUUCAAUCACUGGCAUGAACACUUGUUUUUUCUCAUUUCCUCCUUAAAUUAUUAAUUUAUUAGCAUAUUUAUUAAGAAUUCCACAAAGUUAAUUGAUGCACUCACUCAUUUAUUUAUACAAAAUCUUGAAGGAUACAAUUCAAACUGAUCAAAAGGAAAUACAGAUGGUAAUUGCUACUUUAGUGGUAACUAAUUAUUGUUGUAGUUAGCCAAGUCCCAUUCUGUGAAGUGAUCUCUUGAAUUUAAAAAUUGUGAUCAGUGCUCUUGUGCCAUUAUUAGACUAUAAUUUAAUAGACAGCCAGUCAGGCCCUAUCAGAAGGCAUAACACUUUUGACUAACCAUCAAAUGAAAUGCUCUAUCUUAAUGUACAGUGCUGUAAAUACAUUUGAAUGGUGUGUUCUACAUAUAUUUUUGUCUGGCAUAAGAUGAAAAAAAAAAUUGCCUCAGAAUCUUAGCAUAUUUAAGCUUUUUUUUUGCUGCUGCUGUUUAGACUUGAUUGAAACCAUCUCCAGAAGUGGAGCUCGAUAUUGUGGUAGGCAUUUAUCCGCUCCACACAAUCACACACACCUUCGACCCCUAAUCAUAGUAGAAUGGCCUUUACCUCUGCUCCCUGUAGAGCUCUGCCACUGGUGGAGAAAGCUGCGUGGCAACAUUUCAACUGACAUUAUGUUCCACUGACUCUCAGCACUGUGACCUAUCGUUCAUCAUGAAAACGGUUGACUUGGCCACAGUACCCCCGGAGUCGCAAUGACCAAACGCAGAGCACUCACUAGACACAUUCUGAUUGGCUUUUUAUAUCAAACCUUGUGACUCACUCUUGAUGAUGAAAUUGUACCAGUGUAUCAGAUUAAAGAGCUCUUCUCUAUCGUGACAAUCAGACGAGCUCUGUGUGUAACUCACAAUCCUUUCCCCUAAAGCUCAUAGUCCUUUCCCCUCACGAUCCAUGAGAACUUUUGUCGAUCUAAUGAACGGAAUUAUUUACACAAAAUGGCACUUGAGUAUGGAGAGCCACUGGAGAGACUUAUGGAAGUUGAUAUUCAUGCUGAUGUAAUCUAUAUGAGAGCUCCACGUUGAGAGUACUUUCUUUGUUUUUUAAAUAUACUUCUUCAGAGGUGAAUUCAAUACACAGUGCACCCACUGAAAUAAAAAAAUCUCAAAUUGUCAGUAACAUCAGAGAUUUCAAAAUAAAUAUUUGAUUUCAUGUCAGAAAUUAAUGUAUGCAAUUGCAUAUAUUAUAUAUUGUUGAGCUUAAACAUG